ACUGGUAUUUGAUUGUGAUGAGUGUAUUUGGUUCACUAUUCCAUUCCAUGAGAAGCGAAUACACUCACUGAAAUGUGGAGGACGUGGCGUAUUGCUGCUGCUUCUAGGGUAACAACAACCACCAGAAGAACAUUUCCGAUUCCGAUCAUUAAUAAAACUUCUGUCCCUCCGCCGCCAUUAACAACAAUUGGAUUUCAUUUUCAAAAAUCUACUUCUACACUUUUCCCCUUACUUCCAGCACUAUUUCUCGGCUGCUUAAGUUUCGCCCCUGUCUUGGCUCAAGAAGAUAUAUCAUCAACCGAUUCAGACGGGACCGAUUUUCGCAAACUUGAUGAGACGUCUGUUGUAUCUAACAUACAUACGUCUAAGUGGAGGGUCUUCACCGACAACGCAAGGGAUCUGUUUUUACAGGGCAAAUUGGAGGAUGCGGAGCGCUUGUUUGUGGGUGCAUUGGAACAAGCUAAACAAGGUUUCGGGAUACGGGAUCCGCAUGUUGCCUCUUCAUGCAAUAAUCUUGCUGAAUUAUACAGAGUCAAGAAGGCAUUUGAUAAAGCUGAACCAUUGUACUUGGAGGCAAUAAGUAUUCUGGAGGCAUCAUAUGGAGACGAAGACAUAAGGGUUGGUGCUGCUCUACACAAUCUUGGCCAGUUUUAUCUUGUCCAAAAAAAAGUAGAUGAAGCCCUAACUUGCUAUGAGCGUGCUCUAAAGAUAAAGAGGCGAGCUUUGGGAGAGGGUCAUGCUGACUAUGCGGAGACUAUGUAUCAUUUAGGAAAGGUACUAUACCUUAAAGGAAAUGCGAAGGACGCAGAAGUCCUUAUAAAGGAUUCUAUUCGGAUAAUUGAGGAAGGUGGGCAAGCCGAAUCUCUCUUAUGCAUGAGGAGACUACAGUACCUCGUCCAGAUCUAUAUCAAUGUUGGUAAAUUCCCAGAUGCUUUGAAUAUACAGAGAAAAAUCUUGCAUACAAUGGAAAUGUCCAAGGGAUGGGAGUCUUUGGAAACUGUGAUUGCAGCUGAAAGCCUUGCAUUGAUUAUUCUUAAGUCAUCAGGGAGUUUGAUGGAGGCAAAAGAACUCCUACAAAGAUGUCUUGAUUCACGAAGAAAGUUGCUUCCCCAAGAUCAUAUUCAGAUAGCUGCCAACAUGCUUCACAUGGCUAGGGUGGAGUGUCUCCUAUACAAAAAAACAAGUGGGGAUAUUUCGGAAGCAGCCAUAUUAAUUGACAAUGCAAGAGAUCAUUUAGGCAAUGCAAUAAGGAUUGCUCAACAGACGUUGGAUAAGUUUAGUAAACAAGGAGUAACCCGUAACUCUUAUGAAGUAGGCAGAACAGAUAAGCACACUCAGCGCACAGCUUUGCUUAUACUGUUGCAAGCGUUAAAUGCUUUGAGCAAACUGGAAGUUACAGAGGCCGACUUACGAGGUUCUGUUGAAAAGGACGCAAGACUCUCCAAGGCCGAGAAUGCUCUUCUUGAUUGCAUUUCUGCUUAUAGACAGUUUGGAAAGCCGAUGUCGUUAUCUGAUUUUGCUGAAAUAAAGGGGGAGUAUCUCUCAUGUUUAACGCAUGUUUAUGCUUUACUAAGUAACUUGAAAAGUAAUAGCUCGACACAGUCGAAGCGGCCGACUUUACAAGAGGUGUUAAACGAAAUCAAGCGAGUUGAAAGCGGUUCUUCAGUAUCCUCCAGUCAAAAGCCUUAAAUUGAGAUGCCAGCUGAAAAAAUCUGGUUAGUUACUUGUGCUAGUCAUACUAAAUCACACAUUUUCAAGCAAUGUCAUGAUUAAAGCUCAAAGUCAAACACAUGUAAAGUUGUCAUAUCUUGAUGAGAUGAAUAUUGUCAAAAGUAAAAACCUUGAUGAUAAAAUGAAAGAAAUGGCUUUGACAGGAAACAAAAUCCUUGUCUUCGACUCUUGAGGAAGACAUCUUUCCUGGUUAUUCUAUAUCAGUUACUAUGUUCUCGA
Messenger RNA from Erigeron canadensis, 1950 nucleotides. RefSeq names its product protein KINESIN LIGHT CHAIN-RELATED 3. Bases 73 to 1689 code for a protein of 538 amino acids. Lineage: Eukaryota; Viridiplantae; Streptophyta; Magnoliopsida; Asterales; Asteraceae. The transcript is spliced from 17 exons. Gene Ontology annotation, molecular function: protein binding. The record is from RefSeq and is a predicted model, not a curated record.